AUGAUAUGGUUAGAUCUAUCACUAAAAACCCGGUCUUCCUUUUUUCAUUAAUUACAAUUACAGGUACAAGAGGCAUGCACGAGCUGGCCACUGCCAAGUUGCAUUAUUGGUUUGUUUAUCCUACUACGUACCUUUCUGAGCGAGUCUUUGCUGGUCAUCUCGUGCGACGAGAAAGCAUCUUGCGGUACCCCCACGCUACUGCAAAUGCAUUGGUCGCCGUUGCACAUACCGUGGUGGCUCAGAGCUACUCUAGCAUGCAUCCAAGGGUCCGCUGUUGAUCUAAUAAACUAUUGGACGCCAUCCGCAAAUCCAUGGAAGCUGUCACGCACUUUCCUGCCCACCUUGCAGUGUUAUUACCACACGACCUACUACAACUCCAGUCCUGUAUCAUCAACAUUUCCUUCCUAGCUCAAGCAGCAAACACAAGCCACCGGCCAGCUACCGCGAUUCUUGCUGGUAAUUAAGAACCUCACAUCGGAACCUAAAUCCAUCUCACUGCUCCUCGUUUCUUCACUCACUGGCGAGCCACAAUCCAGCAGUAGUAUGUGGUGGAUCAGGUCGACGAUGUCCAUGCCGAUACCUGUCUAACCACAUUAACCAAUAGAUCCUAUUCCACCACCAAGAAAAACAACACCGGCAGCAUCUCACAGCUUCCGUCCUUUGCUCGGAUCGUCAGCCUCAUCAGCAAAAGCGGAAGUUGUCAAUCAUGGCCGGUGUCCUAGAUGCUUUGGCGUCCUACAUCCAAAACAUGCUCCUGCAGAUGGCGGCAGAAGAGGUGCAUAUGUUACUUGGGGUGUCCGGUGAGAUUGAUAACAUGGACAUCAAGCUUCGGGAUCUGAAGAACAUCCUUGCUGAUGCUGAUAGGAGGAACAUCACUGACCAAAGUGUCCAAGCAUGGGGGAUAGAGCUGAGGAAUGCUAUGUAUGAUGCCACUGAUAUCCUCGACCUUUGCAAGCUCAAGGCUAUGGAGCAAGGCCAAAGGCAUGAUGCCGGAUGCUUCAACCCGUUGCUCUUCUGCAUACGGAAUCCCCUACAUGCCCACGACAUUGGAAGCCGCAUCAAGAACCUUAACAAGAAGCUAGACGACAUCAAGGCACGUGGUGCAUCAUUCAACUUCCUGAACCUUAAUACUUAUGAGGAUCGUGGAAGAAACAUGGUAACAUAUGGUUCUAGUACCCGCGAGACAUCGGGGGGCCUUGUUGAGUCUGGUUUGGUUGGUGAGAAGAUUGAAGAGGACACAAUAAAUCUAGUGGAACUGCUAACAAAGAAGUAUCCUACCGACGACAACAAAUCCAACAAAAUAAUGAUUUUCUCUAUUGUGGGAGCUGGUGGGAUUGGUAAAACCACCCUUGCUCAAAAGAUCUUCAACAAUGAAGUCAUAAAGGAUGAGUUCAAAAAGAAAAUAUGGUUGAGUGUCAACCAAGGCUUUGAUGAUAUUGAAAUGUUAAGGAGGGUUAUUAUCGAAGCUGGUGGAAACCACCAUGAUUGUGGAAAUGCAAAGGUGUCACUAGAACACACUCUAAUAGAAGCUUUGAAGGGACAAAAAACCUUAUUAAUAAUGGAUGAUGUCUGGGACAGCCGUAUAUGGGAAGGCGUGCUUAGAACUCCCUUUGUCAAUGCCAUGCUAGCUGAAGGUAGCCGUGUGCUGGUCACCACAAGGCAUGACACAGUGGCACGUCAGAUGAAGGCAGAGGAGCCCUACCAUCGUAUUGACAGACUUGGGCUUGAAGAUGCAUGGAUGCUGCUCAAGAAGCAGGCUGUCAGAGAUGUGAAUGAUGAGCCGCAGGUUGAAAAUUUAAAGGAUAUUGGCUUGAUACUUGUAAAAAAAUGUGAUGGUUUACCUCUUGGGAUCAAAGUAAUGGGAGGUCUCCUGAGUCGGAAAAGGAUAACACGAACCGACUGGCAAAAGGUCUUAGAUGAUUCUCUAUGGUCAGUAUCACAAAUGCCUCAAGAGCUAAAUUAUGCAGUAUAUCUUAGCUAUGAAGAUCUAGACCCUUGUUUGAAGCCUUGCUUUUUGCACUACUCCCUCCUUCCAAGGGGCAGAUUGUUUUAUGAUUAUGACAUUGUUGCCAUGUGGAUUAGUGAAGGAUUUGUUCAUGGAAUUUCACGUGACUUAGAAGACAUAGGAAGGGAAUACUAUGACGAGUUAAUACAGCGGAACCUUAUUGAGCCAGAUAUGAAGUUUAUUGAUCAAAGUGUUUGCAACAUGCAUGAUGUUGUCCGGUCCUUUGCUCAGAACAUGUUCCGAGACGAAGCACUCAUAACUCACAAUAGUAGAAUUGGGAUUGACAAGCUUAAAGCACAAAAGUUUAUUCGGUUAUCUCUCGAAAGCAAACAAUCGGAACAACCUGAUUUGGAGUGGUGUUCUCUACAAACACAAAUGUCACUGAGAACAAUGAUUUUAUUUGGUAAUAUAAAGAUUCAACCAGGUGAUUCAUUUCAUUCUUUUUCAAGUCUCCGAACACUACACUUGGACAGUGUAAAUAUUGUUGCAACACCCAAAUCUUUGUAUCAGCUGAAACAUCUGAGGUAUCUGUCAAUAGGAAAUAGUAAUAUAUCUAAGUUAUCAGAAGACAUUGGCAAGUUGAAAUUCUUGCAGUACAUUAGCCUUUCCGAUUGUCAGAGUUUGACCAAGCUUCCCAGUAGCAUCGGGGUGCUACAAGACUUGAGAUUUCUCAGUCUUCUCAGAACAAAUAUAAGUGUUGUACCAAGGGAGUUUUGUGGUCUAACUUCUUUGAGGAAAUUAUACGGAUUUCCAGCCCACAUGGACUGUGAUCACUGUAGUUUGGAGGAACUAGGGUCUCUCUCCCAGCUAACUGAACUUGAUAUCAGUUUCUUGGAGAAUGUAGCUUCUUCCUCAUCUGCUAUAGAGGCCAAACUUGGUGGAAAGAAGCGCCUAAGGUAUCUCUCACUUCAUUGCACCAGUAGACUUGGAGAUGAUGGCCUAUUGGUAAAAAAGGAAGAAGGGAUCUCUGAGAAAGCGAAGAGACAAAUCGAGGAGGUCUUUGAUGAGCUCUGCCCUCCGCAUGGCUUAGAACACCUUUCAGUCAACGGGUAUUUUGGUGAGCGGCUCCCAGGUUGGAUGAUGCCAGCAGCAGCAUAUAUGCCGCUUAGGAGCUUGAGGACUCUAAUGAUGGAUGACUUGGCCUGCUGCACGGAGCUUCCUAGUGGCAUGAGUCAGCUACCCUGCUUGGAGCUUCUGCAGAUUGUUCGUGCCCCGGCCAUCAAGUGUGUUCGCCUUGAAUGCCUACAACCAAACAAUCAAGUAGGUGUUGCGUUUCCCAGUCUACAGAAGCUGCGUUUUGUGGGAAUGUUCGAAUGGGAGGAAUGGGUGUGGGAGGAACAAGUGAAAGGCAUGCCUAUCUUGGAGUUGCUUAAACUGAAAAUGUGCAAGUUGAGGCGUGUGCCACCAGGCCUGGCCUUCCACGCAAGGGCUUUGAAGAAUUUAUAUAUAUAUGAUGUGAAGCAUCUAAGCUCUUUGGAGAACUUUGCUUCUGUGGUCCACCUCGAUGUGUUUAGAAACACUCACCUGGAGAGGAUCAGUAAUCUACCAAAACUGCAGAAGCUUGUCAUUCUCAUGUGCCCAAAGCUGAAGGUAGUGGAUGGCAUGCCUGCACUCCAGAGACUCGAACUGGGGGAUUAUGACAUGGAAACAGUCCCUAGGUAUCUGCAGGAUGUAAACCCAAGACAUUUGCUGCUGGAUUGUUCCUUAUCGCUGCUCACGUGUAUAGCAGCAGGAAAAUCUGGUCCUGAAUGGGAUAAGUUUCGCCAUAUCCAGCAAGUCAAAGCCUAUGCAAAUGAAGAAGGCUGUCCAAGGAAGUGGUAUGUGCUCUACACAAGGAACCCUUACCGCUUCGAGACAAAUAUCAGCCGCUCUGCUAUUGCCCAAGCUCACGGACGCCGCAUAUGGCUUGCUUACUCGGAAACAUGUCCCAUUGAAGAUGAGUGGCCCACAGGAGGACACACGUAUGUAGAAAAACGUAUGCCCCUCUGCGUACGCUUCAGGUGCAACGCCUAUCGCCACUUGAAUGGCUGGUUUGAUGAAGCGUGCCUGCACUGCCAUGAAGCCGACAACAUCGCUUCCCCAUCUGAUCAGUGGACCCAAGGAGAAGUGCUUUCAGCCCGUAUAAAGACUGUUUGGGCAUGAGUGGAGGAAACGUCUUUAGUUUAGUGUGAGUAUGUGCAUCUUGGCUAUUCCUUGAUCUGCUUCUGUACCUUGUGUAUAAGAUCCUCAGCUUGUGUAUGUUCAUUUUACUGCUUUUUAGGGGCUUGUGUUCGAUCUUAUACUGUAACAUCUAGAAUACGUUUAUUGCGUUAGAAGUGUAAAGUGGUAUAAUAAUAAUAAUUGUAAUUUUAUCCAUCACUCAAAUGAAUGAUCAGAGAUUUUAGAUGCGUAGAGCUCGUCGAAUGCUUUCAGUUGCACUACUCAUAUGUAUUGUUUGGAAUUUGGAUCAUGGAGAUAUAAAUUUCAGAAGUUUUAAGAAAGAAAAAAUAAACAGGACCUUUUACUGUAGUGUGACGCGUGGUGGCCUUUUAUAUCCGCUCCAAGGCCUUUAGGUUCCAUCCAUAGCUUUUCAUAUUCAGGAUAAAAAAAAGAGGAGAGGGGAGAAAAGAGAAAGGAGAAGGGAGAAGGGGAGGAUAGGGCCUAGGGUUUUGCCGCCGUCGUAGCCGCCGCCGCCGCUGUCGGUCAUCCGUGGUGGUCGUUCUUCCUUCCGUGGAAAAUACGGUUUGGUUCUACCUUGUAUCUUGGCUGUUCCAUUGAUCUACCAUGUCCCUUUUACUGUCCAUGAGGGCUUAGCCAUGUUUGGCGUAGAUCGGAAUAACAAGGCUUUUAUGGCGGCAAGGAUCGUGGCGAGUUGGAUCGGAGAUAAUGGAAAGGUGAAGAGGCGGAGAAGAAGGAGUAGACGCCAGGAGUUUCGGCGUCGUGCUCGCUGUGGUUCUCUAGGUGAGAAGCCAAAUAUUAAUCCCCUUCAUCUGAUCAAGUUUUGCGGAUUAAAUCGCUUAUUUGGGAUUGGGUUUAGUGGAGAAAUUCUUGAAGUCAUUUUCGUUCAUGUCCUGAAAUUCUCGUCAGACUGAGCAGUCACUGUUCAUCGUAAUGUUAGGGCAUUUUAGAGGCUUUAAUAAUUUUUGAGCCUGUGGACAAAGUUGUAGAGGACUUCAAUAUCUUUCUUUAGACGCCAAGAACUCUGUCAGAGCAGUUAUAAUUUGUGAGAUAUCGAGUUUUCAAUCUGACUGUUUUCCAGUGACGAAAAUCUGGACAGUUUUGGAU
Sorghum bicolor (sorghum) is the source of this 5269-nucleotide messenger RNA. RefSeq names its product putative disease resistance protein RGA4. The coding region runs from base 707 to 4147 and encodes 1146 amino acids. Gene Ontology annotation, biological process: defense response to other organism. Gene Ontology annotation, molecular function: ADP binding. The transcript has 5 exons. NCBI's taxonomy places the organism in Eukaryota, Viridiplantae, Streptophyta, Magnoliopsida, Poales, Poaceae. The record is from RefSeq and is a predicted model, not a curated record.